GUUUAAGACUCCGCCAUGGAGUUUUACGGUAGCAAGAAACAAGUGCGCGUUUGACCAGCCAUGGCCCGUCGAAGAAGCUGUUUAUAUGUUUAUAUAAGUGUCCGUUAAUGCUUGUUAAUGAAAUAUUACAGUUAUUUCACGAUGGGAGAGGACGGGGUAUUACAAAAGCUGGGUAAUAUGAAGGCUUUUUUGGGCAUCGUAGCAGGAGCAGGAGCUUCGUAUGGACUGUACAAAAUGUUACUGCGCGCCUGCAGAGAAGAUCCAGAGAGAAAGAAAAUAAAGGCGAAAGAAAGUGGGAAGAUCCAGCCAGGAAGUCUGAUGGACAAAGUGUCUGGAUUUAAUGUCGUUAGUGGGAAUAUGAGCACAGAGGUUGCAUCAAGUGAAGUGUUCUCCAAAUCCCCCAGCAGUCUGGAGCCUCGACACCUCAGCAUGCUCCUCUCUCUUGUACAGAGCAGCCCGAGCCCAACCGAGAGAAAACAAGUCCUUAUCACUUUAGGAAACGCUGCAGCUUUUACGGUGAACCAGGAUCUCCUUCGUGAAUUUGGAGGUCUUCACAUCAUCGCCAGCUUUCUUUCAGACCCUGAACCUGAUGUCAGAGUGCAGACUCUUAAUGCCUUAAAUAACCUGAGCAUGAACAUCCGCAAUCAAGAGCAGCUGAAGAUCUAUGUUCCAUCAGUGUUGGAGCUGAUUGAGAUGUCCCCUGUGAACUCGGACCUUCAGCUGGCAGCACUGAGGUUACUGACGAAUCUGACCGUCACAGAUAAUCAUCAGCAUUUACUGAAGAGCUCCAUCACGCUCCUCCUGUCACUGCUUGUAGUGAGCAACAGCGUUCUUCAGAUCCAGGCUUUAAAGGUCCUGGUCAAUUUAUCAUCUAAUCCAGACAUAAUGGACGACAUAGUGCAAGCCCAGGCUCCUGCCUCGCUGGUGCUCCUCUUUGAUUGCUGCACAAACACAGAAGUGCUCCUUCGUCUUCUGGUCUUCAUGGGGAACCUGCGGGCCUGGAGACCAUCUGCACAGGUGGCUGAAGCUCUGAGAAGGCAACCGGACUCGCUCUACUGCGUGCUGCUAGACAGCUCCUCUCAGAUACACAGCAGACUCCCUCUGCUCCUCUCUCACCCCGACGGAGAGGUCAGAGCUCAGGUGGUGCGGCUCCUCGCUUAAACUCCGCUCUGGUCUCCACCCUGAGCUCCAUCAGACAUGCUGUGUUCAAGGUCCAGUCUCAUCUGGCCAGUGCACUUAGAAAUACAGCUGUGUGUUCAGCGGGAUUGCUUCUCAUGAUUCAGGCUUUGAUGGAUGCAAAUAUUUGGUGAAGUAGUGAACAACUAGUAAUCACAGAUCAGCAUGAAAUCACAGGAAUUCUGCAGCAGUUUUUAACCUAAACUCUAUCUACUGUAUAAAGGUUUCUCGAGGUUUAAUCAGAUUGUGUAUUCAGUUCUGGCUUUUUAAAGGGGUUCUACGUUUUACUGAACCCUUUCUACAGAAAGUUUUGGGUUUUCCCACAGCGACAAACCAAAGUUCCCCUAAAACCUUUUUCUGUAAUUACCACAGAAGAAUUUGGACACAUUUCCAUAAUGAGAAGAAGAACACAAGACCUGUUUACUUGAGAGACACGUAUAACUAAAGAGCAGUGAUUGAAUUCUGUCAGUAAGCAUUUAAAAUAUAUAUAUUAUGCAAAAUCAAAGUACAACCAUUAUAUUAAUAGGAAUAGGUCUUAGGAUGAGAGAAAAAAGUAGUUCUGUGGGGACGAAUUGUACAGGUUUAAAACUUUAUUUCCAAAUAUCUUUUUUUUUUUUUAAAUACUCAGCAUAAACAUUUAUCCACCACUUCAACUAUACUGAUUUAUAAUGAAAAAAACCUCUGUAGGAUUCCUGUAGGAAUACAUUUAAUAUUGGUUAACAGAAAAGUUUAUCUACAGCUGAAAGUGAAGCCACUCCUUUUUAUCAAUAUUCACUCCUUUGUGCCUUCGACCCUCCCAGAGGGCAGCAAAGGAAAUGGACAUGUUCAAAGAAAAACAAUGAAAGUGAACAACAUACAGACUCUACAUGUAUAUACAUGCAGGUGAUAAAGGAAACAACACUGCCUCGGUUACUCUGUAGAGGGCUUUAUUUGUCCCGUUCGAGUGUCACUGCAUAUCAUUCUUCUGUUCCCUAAUGAAAACAUUUCUAUCCUGAUGGGGCGUGGUCUCUUACAGGAUGACUCCGCCUCCACCUGAAUACUCACUGGAUGGUUUAAUACAGAUGAUAAUCAUUAUUUCACCGGAUCUCAAUACAAUUGAACACCUUGGGAGAAUUUGGACCCGUUUAGACCCCAGGGGAUUCUGUUGAGGAAGACUAAUGUUCAUCCAUUAUUCAGUGGAUUCCAGAGACUUAAAGGUGUAUUAAAGCCGUUUCGGUGAUUCAUUUUUUCCCCAGUAUAACGUUACUCAGUGAAUGCCUCCUGAGAAGUGUCCCUCCUUUGCCACAUAUCAAGUUGCUAGUGCCAAAAAAACUUUUUCUAACCAAUGAAUGAGUGUUUCACUCUCGCUGGUCUCCUACACACAAAGUGCUUCCUGUACUUUUCUGUUUCUUAGCUAAUUAUGUAUUGCAAAAUUAAGAUAUGCUUGAAAUGUCUGUGUGAUGGGCAAAAGAUGCACUUUGGCAGUUUGACUUCUCCUGUGCUGUGUAUUUUUCUGCAUGUGUUUGCAGUGCAGUGCAAGUGUUUGGCCGCUUAUGUGUUCUCUAACUCUAGCAUUAAGCCAGGUGUGUAAUUGAAGGGUCAGUUUUCGUCAUUUCGUUUACUGCAACUGGAAAAAAACAGCAAUGUGAACAUGUCUAUGAAUUGUACCAUAGUUGUGUGAAUUUUUGGUUCUUCUGUGAUCUUUUCAGACUAGCAUAAGAUUACUGCCAAUGCUUUUAAUGUUUGAAUGAAAAACUUUCAAAUAAAUUGUUUUAUUUUGGAUAACCAUCA
Molecule: messenger RNA, 2946 nt
Organism: Hemibagrus wyckioides
Lineage: Eukaryota; Metazoa; Chordata; Actinopteri; Siluriformes; Bagridae
Gene: armc10
Product: armadillo repeat containing 10
Exons: 6
Coding region: 118-1161 (347 amino acids)
Cellular component (GO): mitochondrion
Source: RefSeq, a predicted model, not a curated record